Planococcus citri (citrus mealybug) is the source of this 1720-nucleotide messenger RNA. Its product is annotated as galactose-3-O-sulfotransferase 3-like. The record is from RefSeq and is a predicted model, not a curated record. Gene Ontology annotation, molecular function: galactosylceramide sulfotransferase activity. Gene Ontology annotation, cellular component: membrane. NCBI's taxonomy places the organism in Eukaryota, Metazoa, Arthropoda, Insecta, Hemiptera, Pseudococcidae. The coding region runs from base 88 to 1281 and encodes 397 amino acids. Gene Ontology annotation, biological process: glycolipid biosynthetic process. The transcript has 2 exons.
GCCAAAGCGAUUAUUGUUUUUUCAUACGUAACUCUUCUGUACUUACUUAGUUCUGCAAAAGCCAUUCAAUACGUGAGUUAUAUUACAAUGUACCUACUCGGAACGAAGACUUACGUAAAAAUACAAAAUUUCAUACUCAAACACAAAAUAGUUUUAGUUCCAUGUUUAUGUGUUUCGGCUAUGCUAGUGAUUCUCUUAUCCUCGAACACGAAAAAAUCCCAAUCUGACCCCACACAACUCACACAAAAUCCAGUUGAACCAUUGGCUUACACAUGCUGCACACCGUUGAACAAUUCACUUCGUACGAAUGUAUACUUCCUCAAAACUCACAAAACAGGAAGCACGACAGUCGAAAACCUCAUACUGCGAUUCGCCUUGAUGAAUUCGCUCGAUGUAAUGAACAUUAUUUACACCACUUACUACCUGCCAUUUUCAGAUCGGUCGAUAUAUUCCCAUACGAGGCCACCAAAUGACAAAUACCACAUAUUGGCACAUCACGUAAGAUACGAUUCCAAGUUGAAAUCAUAUCAGUAUCCGGAUACAUCAACGGUGACAAUUUUGCGACACCCGGUAGCUCAUUUUAAAUCGAAAUAUGAUUUUUUUCAAUUGAAUCUACUAACAGGGAUGAGCUUGAAACAAUUUUUGAACGCUCCUGUAAAACCGCCAUUAUUGGUCGGAGUUGACAGUUUCAUGGCUUACAGAGGAUAUAAUCAAAUGAGUGUAGAUUUAGGGUUUGAUGUGAAUCAGAGUAGAAAUCAAACCGCAAUCGCCGAAUUUAUCGAAAAAAUAGAUCGAGAAUUUGAUUUAGUAAUGAUAAUGGAGUUUAUGGAAGCGUCCAUCAUUUUACUCGCUAAUUUAAUGGGAUGGCCUAUAGAGACUGUGGCUCAUUUGAAAUUAAAUGCAAGGCUACCUGAUUCCAAUUCCAAUAAUUCCAAUUUAACUUUACGUGAAGAAUUCACCAUUAUGGAUCUAAACGAAGUUGAUACUCAGCUAUAUCACCAUUUUAGGAAUAAAUUUUUGAAAUGUGUGCGACAAUAUGGCCCGCAAAAGAUGAAUGAUCAAAUCCAACGAUUGAAAACCAUCAACGAACGAUUCUAUCAUAGAUGUGUAAGCGAUGAUGUGAAAUAUUACACGUGGUAUGGUUUCCUAAAAACAAUCGAAUACACGCCAAAAAAUCAAUCAGACUUGGAAUGUGUUUAUGCAACUACUAAUCCGAUCAUAUUGGAAGAUAUUGUCAGAAAUGAGCAAUUUGAUAGACUUCAGCGUCAAAGAAAAAUAUGAAAAAAGGCAAAAUUCAAUACCUACUGUCAACAGUUUGUACAAUGGUUCCUCAAAGUAUGUACCAAAGCUUGCUAAAAGCGAAGUAACUGAAAGAAAUAGGAUCAGAAGGGCUACGCCCCGCGCCCCUCUCAUGUUUGAAAAUUUGACAUAAUGAAAUUCCAUUUCCAGGUGGCGAAUUGGGAGUGGUUUUAUGUGUGAACGUACAAUUUCAUCAUACGUAUUUUGCCAAUUUUCACUGGUUUAAAAUCUUUAUUUUGUGUUUUUUUUGUCAUUUUAACAUGUUUGAGCGAUUUUUCAUCCAAUUUUUGUCGGAUUUUAGUGAUUCAUUCGGUGCAUAAUGGUGAUUGGCACUACACAGGGGUCACAAUGUUCUAGUUGCUUGUUUUUGAAAAGCGGAGAAUUAAUCUUAUUGGGAUGGCGAAUGCCAUCGUAAUCUCGA